AUGCUUGCUUUAUUCCAGAGUCGGACCGUGGAUUUGGUACAUUCCCAGACGUUUUCCGGCACCGUCAGUGAGCCGGCAAAACGUCUGGGAAUGUACCAAGCAAAGCUUCCUUCAGAGGCUGGCGAUGCAGGUUCUCAAUUCUCUGGCUGCGUUUUUUGUCACGAAAAUCUCUACAAACUAGUAGAGUUGGUACACUCACGACCAACUCUUGGGCCUUCUAGAGGUGGAGGCAGAUCCAACAGAGCUGGUGGUGGAGGAAGAAGGGGUAGAUCUGAUGGUAAUCGUGGUGGUCGAAGGGGAUGA
Molecule: messenger RNA, 303 nt
Organism: Protopolystoma xenopodis
Lineage: Eukaryota; Metazoa; Platyhelminthes; Monogenea; Polystomatidea; Polystomatidae
Source: the annotation of a GenBank genome assembly